This is a messenger RNA of Oryzias melastigma (Indian medaka), 1441 nucleotides long. RefSeq lists its product as uncharacterized. The transcript is spliced from 8 exons. The record is from RefSeq and is a predicted model, not a curated record. The coding region runs from base 278 to 1237 and encodes 319 amino acids. NCBI's taxonomy places the organism in Eukaryota, Metazoa, Chordata, Actinopteri, Beloniformes, Adrianichthyidae.
UCAACAUUUUCGUGCAUCCGUAUGCAGUUCUUUUGUUUGGAGUACCAAAAUAAGUGGUGAUGGCGAGAGAGCAGCUCUUUUCAGCCCCUCUGAAAUUCUCCUCAGCCAGUCAUAAAAUCCGUCAUAUCACAAGGAUGAUACAAAACAAAAAGCAACUUUGAUGCAGUUUAGUUUCAGGUUGAGAAUUCUGUAGAACUUGGGGAACUGAGAACUCUAAGCAGAGGUCUAAAAGAGAACCGCUCUGGUGAGUUUUAGUCCAGAGCGUCCUGCACGGACGAUGGCAAACUUUCAUUUCCAGCUGAUCGUUCCAGUCUCACUUCUAUUUAACUUCCUAGCAGAGUGCAGUGCGGCCUCUGCAAGUCCUGAACCUUUAACAGCAUUCCCAGGAAAAGAAGUAGCUCUGUCCUGCUUGAAUUCCGCCCUGGUGGAGACAAGCUACAGAGGCAGAUGGAUAAAGAAGCUCACGAGCGAGGUUAUUUUUGAGUGGCCAAAUGAGUCUACGCAAACGGAAAAGGUGGAAUGGAAAGCAGAUGGAGACGGAAACAUGUGUGUCUUUCUGAAGAACCUGGAUCAGUCGGAUGAUGGAAUAUACACAGAAGAAGUCUGGAAAGGAUGGGGUGUGGUUCAGAAAAAAGACAUACGUUUAAAAAUAAAAGAUUGUAAUUUCCUUCAGCCUGUGAAGGCUGCACCGGGCUCCACUGCAAAGCUUCAGUGUGAAACAACAUCUGAGUCUUCAAAAAUCAACUGGGAAAAAUUAAAAGGAAAAAAACAAGUCACGACGGCAGAAAAUAUCAAUGGUUCCUUGGUUUUCCAGUCUGUGAACAGCACUGACGGUGGCUGGUACAGAUGCACCUUCAAGCUCAGAGAACGCCAACGUUGCUACGACGUCAACUUGCUCAUCCAAGCAGAAACAAGUUCUGAGGUCACAACCAUUCCAGCUCCCAUGACGACAACCGAUCAAGCACUGGAGGUCACCGAACCAGUCCCGCCUUCAACUUCAAAUCCAUUUGUGGCAUCAAUAGUUAUUGUGACGAUAAUCAUGACUUCUGCACUGAUAGCAUUGAUCAUCUACUUCAAAUCUCAGACCCAAAGACCCCUUCCUCAAUUAAGAAGACAAUCUCCAGUUUACAUGGAUGCCUAUGAGAGUAUCGGUCUUCAUGAUUCACGAGAUGACAGAAAGACAGUCAACAGUUUGUACUACUGUGAGGAGGAAAACAUUUCAACUUUUCAGUACUAGAGGAGUUGCAGUUCCAGAUGGAAACCAAGGUUUUAUCUUUCCUUUUUUAUGCUUAAACACCUAAAAUAUGUAUAUAUGUAAUGAGAGUGUUUUUGAUAUAGGAUGUGAUCAAAUAUGAUUUAAAUCAAAUGAGAACAGUGCUUUUAUCACAAGUUUAUUUGCAUAAGUGAGUCAACAAGCAAUUAUGACAAAUGCUCCAUUAUU